Annulohypoxylon truncatum is the source of this 3117-nucleotide messenger RNA. RefSeq names its product small-subunit processome. The transcript is spliced from 3 exons. The coding region runs from base 164 to 2914 and encodes 916 amino acids. Gene Ontology annotation, cellular component: small-subunit processome; nucleolus. Gene Ontology annotation, biological process: rRNA processing. NCBI's taxonomy places the organism in Eukaryota, Fungi, Ascomycota, Sordariomycetes, Xylariales, Hypoxylaceae. The record is from RefSeq and is a predicted model, not a curated record.
GAGAAUUCGUACCGUAGAUCCUACAAUUCUGCCACUUGCAAGCUGCAAAUCGACUUCAGAUAAUAAAGGCCUAAUAUUGCCAUUGAAGGUCCGAGAAAAGAUACGUUAGUACUUGGAUACAUUACAUUGCACGAAAGCGCAGCGAAAGAAGCGUAAUCCAACCAUGCCCGGCCGGCAAGCCCACGGACGGCCCGUCGGCGGCGGCGCACAGAGCGCGGGCGGCAAGGGCAAGAAGAGAUCGAAGGCCAAGUCCUCGAAGAAGGCGCUGAACGCCUUUGCGAUUGCAUCGGAAGAGUUCGCCGACCGCCCAACUCGCACCCCGCGCAAUCGCGAGUUAGACGCACCACUCGAGGGUGGUAGCCGCGGCGGCAAGCGCUCUAGGAAUGCGGGGGGCGAGGAUGACGACGACGACGAUGAUGAUGAGGAUGAGGAUGAGGACGAGAGGAGGCCUCCGAGGAAGAUGCGCCGCGGCGCUGACCGCGACGAGGAUGUCGAGUAUGGCAGUGAUAGUAGCGGGAACGAGUGGCGCAUCGGUGUCGAUGAUGAUUCUGAGAUCGAUAGUGAUGAUGCGUUUGGCGAGAGCGACGAGGAAAGGUUUGAGGAUUAUGCGUUUCGUGGGAGUAAGGGGAAGCAGAAGCAGAAACAAAAACGGAGAAGACAGGAUGACGAUGAUGAAGACGACGACGAUGAUGAUAUUGACGACGCUGAUGGCGCCUCUCUCGGAUCGGAUGCCAUUGAUCUUGCCCAGGCUCUAGAUAUGUCUAUGUCGGAAGACGACGAACCCGGAGCGGACCCAGAAUCGGGUUCUGAUGAGAGUUCUGACGACGAUGCUGAAGCAUCUGACGAUGAGUCCCCUGACACCGAGGAUGAUGAAGACGACGAUGUAUCAGAAUCCGGAAUUAAUGCCUGGGUAUCAAAAUUUUCAGGGGUAAAAGACGCGGACGAACAAGAGACUUCGCCAACCAAGAAACCUAAGCUCGGAUUGAAAGAUCUAGGCUUAUUAGGAGUCAAGGAUCCUCAAUUGAAGAGGUCCCUCAAGCUUAUGACGAAAGAGGAGAAAUCUAGCAAGCCGCAAAAACUCGAAGUACCCCUCGCAAGACGCCAGCAAGCAAAGCUGGAUCGCACUGUUGCGUACGAGAAGACGAAUGAGUCCCUGGACCGGUGGACGGAGACCGUAAAGCAUAACAGAAGAGCGGAGCAUAUAGUAUUUCCCUUGCCACAAAACGAAACUGGUCUCGCUAGACACGACAAUAGCGAGAUUCAGGCUCUAAAUCGCAAAGCGCCUGGGACUGAACUGGAACAAACUAUAUUUGCCAUCAUGGAGGAAAGCGGCCUAGGACCAAGCACCAAGAAAGAGACAAAAUUGGAUGAUCUAGAGGAUGUAGAUGCUGACGGUGUCUCGCGAAAUAAUCUCAAGGAAUUGUGGCAGCAAAAGCGCCGCGAGAGAGAACUCAAGUCCCGAGAAGACGCAAGAGCAAAGCGCAUCAAGAAGAUCAAGAGUAAGGCUUACCACCGUGUACACCGAAAGCAAAGGGAAAGAGAGGAGUUGAAGGAGCACGAACGCAUGGCCGCAAAUGGGGAAAUCGACUCGGAAGAGGAGCGCGAAGCCCAGGAUCGCCAGCGAGCUAUGGAGAGAAUGGGAGAUCGGCAUCGGAAGAGCAAGUGGGCUAAAAUGUCUAACAAGGAUGGUCGCGCUGCUUGGGACGACGACGUUCGAGUGGGAAUAGCCGAAAUGGCCCGCCGAGACGAAGAGUUACGCCGUCGCAUCGAUGGUAAACCGUCUAGAGGAAACGAUAACUCGGACGACGAUUCUGAUUACUCGGGUGGUUCGGAUGAUGUUGAUGAACGAAAGAGACUCCUAAAGCAACUUGACGAGGUUUCCGACGCCGAAGACGGGCAACCAAAGUCGAAGUUGAUGAGCAUGCAGUUCAUGAAGAAGGCGGAGGCGGCGAAAAAGAAAGCCAAUGAUGACCUAGUAGCCCAGAUCCGACAAGAACUAGCUUCCGACGACGAAGACGGCGAUCGAUCUGACGACGGACCUGAGGAUGUUGGUCGACGAAUAUUUGGCCAACCAUCAGGGAAGAAGUCCACUGAGAAGCUUACCAAGGCUAGCAAGACAGACAAGACAGAGAAGGAGGAACUUCAAGCUGCUAGGGAUAACAUUGCGGCCACCUCAGGUAGUCGAUCGAAGGGCCUUUCAGCCCCUGUCUCACAGGACGCAAACGCAAACUCGACAGCGAGCGCUUGGACCCAACCGUCAACAACAGGGCCGUCUAGGAAAAAGAGAGGCAAGACGGAACCCGGAGCAGAUGUCCUACAGCUUGGUGCGGACUCCGCGGCUAUUGCAGCGCCAGCAGUUCCAGCCUCAGCGAAGAAACCCAAGCCUAACAACAAGCAAGCGGUCGUGAGCUUCGAGGACUCGUCUGACGACGAGGAGAGCCAUCUUCCCAUCAAAUUCCGCGACCACGAGCUAAUUGAAAAGGCCUUCGGCGCUGUGGACGUCGUGGCCGAGUUCGAGGAGGAUAAAGCGGCGGCUGAAGAGGAGGACGACGAUAAGAUCAUCGACAACACGCUUCCUGGCUGGGGUAGCUGGGUCGGUGACGGUGUUAGCAAGCGCGAGCAGAGUCGGCAUCACGGCCGGUUCCUGGCUAAGCAGGAGGGGAUCAAGAAGAAGGAUCGCAAGGACGCGGGGCUGAAGGGCGUCAUUAUCAACGAGAAGAGAAAUAAGAAGAACGACAAGUUCAUGGCCUCCCAGCUCCCGCACCCGUACGAGUCGAGGCUCCAGUACGAGCGCGCGCUGCGGCUCCCCGUCGGCCCCGAGUGGAUGACCAAGGAGACGUUCCAGGAGGCGACGAAGCCGAGGGUCUUGGUCAAGCAGGGUAUUAUUGCGCCUAUCACGAAGCCUACGCAUUAGGGGAUGUUUUGGUGUAUUUGCGGUUGGUGUGUGUGGGGAAAAGGGUUGGUUUUAUAAGUGUACCCGAUACCCUAGGCUAGAUAAUCUAAGGCAUAUGGUAGAAUACAUGGCAUCCUAUGGCAUUAUCAUAAUGGGAUCGGAAGAUGGGUGACGUAGGAAAAGUUCCAAAUGGAAUUGCGAAAUGUCCAAGGCUCUUGACUUUU